This is a messenger RNA of Exaiptasia diaphana, 1709 nucleotides long. RefSeq names its product divergent protein kinase domain 1B. Bases 221 to 1540 code for a protein of 439 amino acids. NCBI's taxonomy places the organism in Eukaryota, Metazoa, Cnidaria, Anthozoa, Actiniaria, Aiptasiidae. The transcript has 3 exons. Gene Ontology annotation, molecular function: calcium ion binding. The record is from RefSeq and is a predicted model, not a curated record.
UUUGCAAGUUGCACACACACAGGACAGAUGAUGCACAAAUAGGCUGAUGAGUAAAGUACGUAAGCUUAAGUUCUACUUUUUUUACUCGUGAGACUAUUCAUCAAGGGUUUUCAGAAGACUGCAUUGAUCAGCAACACUUCAAGGUCAAAGUACGUUAUCAAAGAAGACCUUAAUCAAUAAUCAAUCAACCGUUCCACAAAUAUUUGGUUUUACUUCAAGAAUGAAGAGGGCUAUAGCAGUAUUAUGCCCAGUUCUUAUAACAUUGGGGCUACUGUAUCUGUUGGAUAUGCAUCUUAUGUGUGGCAAGGAUAUUGUUACUGAUGUAUGCCAAUUGUAUAAAGAGAGGGCAGUGACAGGAUCCUUGUGUCAGGAUAUCUGUGAAACCAAGAGAAUCACCUCCACAAAAUGUAUGUCAACAACUCCUGAAAAACAAGUCUACAAAGCAACUUGGGAUGACAAAGAAAUCAUUCUUAAAAUGGUUUAUACUUCAGCAAAUAUUGAAAAUACAUUUCCAGAGUCAAAUAAUGAAGAUGGCUACAGAAAUUGGAUAGCAUCCUGCGUCAAUAUGUUGUUUGGUGACUGUGAGAAUUGCACUAAACUAACUGCAAAGUUCAUAGAUAUGGCAGAUACUAACAAUGAUGGACACCUGUCAUUCAUAGAAACAAAGACAAUUGUUCAAUUAUUACAAACGCCAGAGCCAGCAAUGUUAAUGGUUUUGAAUGGAAGUAAAGUAUCUCUUAAUUUUUAUGGCUACUGUGGCCCUCUGUAUGCUGUUGAGAAGUUAGCUGUUGUUGCCGAUACUGUAUAUGGGCUUCAAUGGAAUCUCGUGGAUAUGGCUAUUUUACCAAACAUGUUUGAGCCUUUUGAAAACUUCUUGAAACAGGCAGUAGAAAUGGCAGCAACAUUUUUGGAAACUUUCAAAAUUAUUACAGUUUAUGUUGAACCCAUGCUUCACAAUUUCAAGACAUCUGUCUCUAAAUAUUUUUUUAGAAUUCGAGUUCCAUCUAUAAGGGAAAGAUUUACUUUUGUUGGAUCUCACUUGAAUGGUAUUUUCAAUUUGUCUGAUAAUACCUAUGGCUUAGUACAAGCUUGUGACACCCAUUUGGGAAACUUUGGAUUGACAAGUGAUAAUGAGUUCAAAGUUCUUGACUAUGAUCAGGUUUUCCCGCAGCAUCAACUUCAACAUUUACUGGCAUCCAAACAGUGUUGGCGAGAUGAGGACUGCAAAGUUGGAGAUUUCCAGGAAUGUACUAGCAUUUGCAACAAAACAACAGGACAUUGCAGUGAAACUCUCAACUCUCAAAUGAUUCAAAAUGUAUGUUCUACUUCACUGCCUUUGGUGUUUAGCCAUGUUUAUAAGGACUUUCCAAAUAAAAACCAAACUCUUUUGGAAUGUCUUGAAAAUGCAAUCACAGAUAUCGGAUUGUAUUGUUUAGGCAUCCCACUUGCAAAUAAUACCCAGCAAUUACGCUUGCAGAUUGAGGACAUCAAAGAAAAAUAUGUAAACGUGUCAUUAGGAAGAUUUCAUUGCAAGUUUUGAACAAAUACUUGUUUUUACAUUUUUGUGUUAUUCUAUUUCACUCAUUUGAUGUUUGUUUACGGUUUUGUUCUAAUUAUGGAUAAACUGACAAUUGGAUUAAAUAUUGGAACUUUAGACCAAACUGAUGAGAAAAAGGAAAUGUUAAUAAAUAUGACUUUGAGUUACCCAA